GGAAUUAUUAUCAUUAGGUUCGCUUUCUUUCAUUUGUACUUUCGUAUAUACAGAUAAUGACAUAUUAAACAUUUUAAAAAUACAUUUAUUGUAUAAUAUUUGACGCCGGAAUCUUAUUCACUUUGAAUAAUGUCUGAAAUAAUCAUACGAAGAGCUAAACGUGAAGAUUGUGAAGCCAUCAGAACGCUCAUACAGGAAUUGGCAGACUACGAAGAGAUGCCUGAUGGACCACAAAUUGAUUAUAAGACCUUGGAAAGAGAUGGCUUUGACGGACAACCUUUAUAUUUCUGUAACGUAGCAACAUCUAAUGAAAAAGUCAUUGGAUAUACUUUGUCUUAUUACACUUAUUCCACAUGGUGUGGAAAAUCUAUGUAUCUGGAAGAUAUCUAUGUGACGCCAGACUUUCGAGGAAAACAUGUUGGCAGCAAACUUAUAAAAGCUGUCGCGAAAGAAGCAAUCGAGAAUGACUGUCAUAAACUAGACUUUGUGGUUCUUCAGUGGAACCCAGCGCAAGAGUUUUACAAAAUGCUUGGAGCCAGUGAUCUGACAUCAAAGGAACAGUGGCACUGUUAUCGUUUCGUCGAAGAAGAUUUGAAAAAAUUAGCAUCUGAUUGUGAAUAGCAUGAAGAUAUUUGAUUGACAACAGCAAUCAUUAAAUAGGAUGACCAUUAGAAUUGUGUUAAAACUAAAUGCUCGUUGAAACAGAGGAGAAAAAGUAUAUAAUGGUUUACUUUCAACACAAUCCUAGUAGUUACCCUGCAGUAUUAUACAAACAAAUACUUAAUAUACAUCAAAUUCACUUCCAAAUAAUAUGUUCAAUAAAAAAUUUUGUU
Messenger RNA from Cyphomyrmex costatus, 833 nucleotides. Its product is annotated as diamine acetyltransferase 2. The transcript has 4 exons. Gene Ontology annotation, molecular function: N-acetyltransferase activity. The coding region runs from base 130 to 621 and encodes 163 amino acids. The record is from RefSeq and is a predicted model, not a curated record. Lineage: Eukaryota; Metazoa; Arthropoda; Insecta; Hymenoptera; Formicidae.